GGUCCCAGCGCGCGUCGAUAUUCCCGCGUUUUCUUGGCUCAAAGAAUUAACUCGAAUUAAAAAAAAAAAUGAAUAAUCAACUGGACGAUGAACAAAUAACAAUGUUGCGACGCGCCUUCAGCAUGUUUGAUUCGAGCAAGCAAGGUCGCAUUGAGAAAGAAAAAGUUCGAACAAUUUUGAACACGAUGGUCCACAGCUUCGAUGAUAACGAUUUGGAUCAGAUGCUGGACAAUGAAGAUGUAGAUGGUUCAGGGAAGCUGAACUUCGACUCGUUCGUUCGAGUCGCGACACACUUCCUCGACGAAGACGACGAGGCUUUGCAGAAGGAACUUAAAGAAGCUUUUAGACUUUAUGACAAAGAAGGCAACGGUUACAUCCCGACUUCAAGUCUAAGGGAGAUACUCGCUGCAUUAGACGACCAGCUGACGCCGGACCAACUCAACGAAAUGAUUGCGGAAAUAGAUACCGACGCUUCGGGAACUGUUGAUUUUGAUGAAUUUAUGGAGAUGAUGACUGGGGACUAGUAGGUAUAUCUGUUGUGAGUUCCUAAGGCGUGGAUAUACGUUGGGAAUUUUCAUUAUCAAAAAAACCUAAAAAUAUAAAAUCGUUUAAAUCUUUUAUACAUAUUUUUCAUCGUUUCCCAAAUUUUUAAAAACAUUACAAAAUAAUAAAAAGAAAUAAGCUAAGUUUACCUUCUCUUUACGUAACAUUCGCUUAAUGCUUCUUAAGCCAUCUAUCACAGGUAUAUUUUCUUUUUUAGUAUAUUGAAUAUGACAACACCAAGGUGACCUUCGACUUGUUUUUGCAAUAUAAUUUAUAUAAUACUUUGUAAUUAAUUAUUGUAAUUGAUGCGAUAUAUAAUCGCUCAAUCGCCUAAAAAAUCAGUGCGGGGCAGUGCUUAACAGACUUGUGAAACUUUCACCGCAAACACAGGGCACAGGGCACACAUCUGCGCGGGGCAUAUUAAUUCCAAUCGGUAACACCCAAACGAAUAAACUUAACGACGUAUAUCUACCGAUUAAUAUAUUUAUACCCGUAAAAUCGUGUUCUAGUCAAUCUAAAUAAUUAAUGUAAUUUAAUAUCAAUAA
Molecule: messenger RNA, 1088 nt
Organism: Vanessa atalanta (red admiral)
Lineage: Eukaryota; Metazoa; Arthropoda; Insecta; Lepidoptera; Nymphalidae
Product: troponin C-like
Exons: 6
Coding region: 69-524 (151 amino acids)
Molecular function (GO): enzyme regulator activity; calcium ion binding
Source: RefSeq, a predicted model, not a curated record